This is a messenger RNA of Phaeodactylum tricornutum CCAP 1055/1, 1691 nucleotides long. Its product is annotated as endo-1,3-beta-glucosidase. The transcript is spliced from 3 exons. Gene Ontology annotation, molecular function: hydrolase activity, hydrolyzing O-glycosyl compounds. Bases 149 to 1552 code for a protein of 467 amino acids. Lineage: Eukaryota; Bacillariophyta; Bacillariophyceae; Surirellales; Neidiaceae. Gene Ontology annotation, biological process: carbohydrate metabolic process. The record is from RefSeq and is a predicted model, not a curated record.
CACAUAUUUAGACACAUUUUUUUGCAAGGCCAUCGGAUUGCCAAACACCCUAUCGCAUUGGAGGUACCGCACCGUACUAAACUACUAUACACACUCACGUAUCACCACUACCCCUUCCAAUAGUCUCAAAUUCAAAAUUUCGAUCAAGAUGCAUACCCGGACCAUCGUCGCGUUGAUGAGUACCGCUAUUGCGGUAGGUAUCGUCGCCGCUCAAACUCCCGUCUGGAGUGAAGAAUUCAAUGGCGAUAGUCUCGAUACCAACGUUUGGUCGUACGAUUUGGGUGCCGGUGGAUGGGGCAACGGUGAACUCCAAACCUACCGCGAAGAAAACGCCGUCGUCCGGGACGGCAACCUGUUGAUUACGGUACAACGCGAAGGCAGUGGAGGCUUUUCGUCGGCACGCAUCAAAACCGAAAACAAGCUCUCGUUCAAGUACGGAAUCGUGCAAGCCAAUAUUUCCGCUCCGGAUGUGAUCGCCGGGCUCUGGCCAGCCUUUUGGACCAUGGGCAACGACUUUGCCCAAGUUGGAUGGCCCGCGGCGGGAGAAUUGGACAUUAUGGAAAUCGGACAAGGCCUCGGCAUUGCGGAAGGAGUCGGCAACAAACGUCUCGUUUCGGCCGCGCACUGGGAAUUCAACGAAACACGUGCAACCUACGCUCGCACGUUUGAUCACCCGACCGAUCUCAACGGAACCUACCACGUUUAUAAGAUGGACUGGACUCCCACGCGUAUUAGUACGUACGUGGACGAUUUCAUGAUUUGGGACAUGCUCAUUGAUCCGGAAAACUGUGUCGAUUGUGAGGAACUCCACAGUCCACACUUUUUCUUGUUAAACGUUGCGGUGGGUGGAGGUUUCACUUCGGGCAGUUCUUCCAGCAGCUCGGGGGGAAGCAGUGGCAUCGGUAGUUCCAGCAGCGGCGUUGGUAGUUCCGGAUGUGGCGGCUCUUCGGGAUCCUCGGGAGUUAAUGCAUGCGGAGGCCUUUUGACUCCCGAAGGGAUUACGGCUCCUCUUCCCGGUACCAUGGCGGUGGACUUUAUCCGCAUCUUUGGGAACGACUUUACCGAAAUCAACGUACCGGUACAAACGGCAUCCAGCGAUAGCCCAACCACCACACCAGUUUCGUCACCCACCAUGGCCCCCCAAACCGGUAGCCCUACCACCGCACCAGUUCCAGCCGCAACGUCCACCAAAAGUCCCUCGGCGGAACCGGUCGUCGCCGCCUCCACCAAGGCCCCUUCAGCUUUACCGGUCGCAAAGAGCUCCACGGACGCUCCGACCCGGGCCCCCGUAGAGAGGUUGCCCACCAGUAGCAAGAGCGGAAAGGGUAGCAGCUCCAAAUCGGGUGGAAAGAGUAAAAGCUCCAAGUCGGGCGGAAAGAGUAGCAGCUCCAAGUCGGGCGGAAAGAGUAGCAGCUCCAAGUCGGGCGGAAAGAGUAGCAGCUCCAAGUCCGGUGGAACGGGUAGCACUGAAUCUUCCAGCGAUUCGGAGUCCCACCACCUCGGCAACGCGAUCCGAAAACGUGUUCUCCAGUGCCCAGUCGGCGUCGGUUAGCGCGGCACUGCUGGUGGCAUCUGUAGCUUGGGCAUUCCUUUUGUAACGAAGUCGUUUUUGUUUUUACGUAUACAUUCCAACAGGUUGUAGCAAUGAUAGAUUAGUCAAGUAUUUUGAUUAGUUACCAUAUUCCCGUACU